Messenger RNA from Daktulosphaira vitifoliae (grape phylloxera), 1712 nucleotides. RefSeq lists its product as uncharacterized. The record is from RefSeq and is a predicted model, not a curated record. Lineage: Eukaryota; Metazoa; Arthropoda; Insecta; Hemiptera; Phylloxeridae. The transcript has 2 exons. Bases 18 to 1688 code for a protein of 556 amino acids.
UAAUAAUUAACUGAAUAAUGAAUUUUAAAUAUUAUAUUUUAUUAUUUUUAUCAUUGAAUGUAAUUCUAUCAGGUUUUUGUAAAGUAAAUUUACUUUACAAAAUGUACGUUACUAAUGUAUUAAAUCAUAUUCGAAAUGAAAAAACAUGGGAAUCUUUACAACACAUUUAUGUUAGGUAUACAGAAAUGGAAAAUGCAAAUGAUUUCAGGGAUUUUCAAAAACCAGUUGAAACAUCUUCAGCUGCAUCGACACUCAAAUUCAUGAUGUGCAUAUUGAAUUAUAGGUACGGCGAAAUACUUGAAAUGUUCAAUUUGAUUUUAAGCUAUGCUAUAAAUUAUUGUCAAUGGACUUUUGAAAGUCAACAAUAUGAUAAUUUUGUAAAAUGUACCCAGCAAUUGUACGAAGCAACAAAUAAUUCAAAAACAAUGUUUAAAUGCUUGUAUGAUGCUAUAGAGUUUAUGAGUAAUUUAGAUUUCAAACUUAUAGACAAUACAAUCAUCGGCCCAGAGUCUAUUGUCCAUAUUGUAAAAUAUUAUAAGGACUACAUAUUGGUUAUCCCAAAUACACUGGAAUUUAUGAACACUGAUCAAAAGUCAGACAUCUUUGCAGCAUAUAAUGUUUUUUUUUGCAUAAAAAAUUUUUAUGAAAUAUCUUCACAAAACAUGUAUAUCCUUCAUGGUAUUGUUAAUAAGUAUAGUGGUGUAUAUGAAAAUGAAAUACCAAACAAGUUAAGAAUAAUCUAUAGAAAUUCAAAUGAAAUUAAAGAAUUAUUACAACAUUGUAUUGUUAUGAGUAAUAUCUGUGACGAUCUUAACUCACUGUACAAAAAUGUUAUUGAAAAUGAAAUCAAGAACUACAGAUUUGAAGAAUUGUUGAGCCCUAAAUCAAUUGAAUUAACACCUCCAGAUAGUCUCAUUGAUUACCAAGAAGAUAUAAAAAUAUUAUUUAAUAACAUUUUGAACUAUGGAAAAGAAUAUAUGCAGCACAUAACUAUUGUUUUUAAUAAAUUAUUUAUUAAAUUUGAAGACAUUUUAGAAAAGAAAUUAUAUGAAAAAAGUAGUAUUGUACGUAUUUCUCAACUUAUACACUGUAGGUUUGCUGAAAUAUUUCAAAAUAAUCACAUAGCAUUAAUUGCUAUUAUUCGUAUAUGUAGUUAUGAAAAGAAAAGAUUUAAUAAAUCAAAGCUUAUGCAUUCUGUGAAAGUACUUUAUUACUUAGUUAUGGCAUCUUUAAACAUAUUUAAUAUUAUGGAAAACAUUAUGAAAGUACUAAGAAUAGGAUCAUCUCGACCAUAUGCAUCUAAAAUAAAAUGGAAAUUAGAGACUCACAUAAUGGAAUAUAGAAAUUAUUACUUAAAAGAACAAACAAAUAUUUUGGAUAAAAAAGAUAAUUUUUCUGAAAAAUUGGCACUUUUAUUUUUAAAAAAUGUGAUAAAUUUUAGUAUAAAAAAAAAUCAUAAUGAAUACAAUAUAUUAUUUAAUACAACUAAGAGAUAUUGUCAAAUAAAUUCUAGUUUUUUUCCAAGUACUGAGGUCAUGAUAGAACAUUAUUUGAAAUUACAGCCUUCGAAUAAAAAUGAACUGAGACAUAUUAUCCAACCAAUAGAAGAAUUUAUGAUAAAAUAUAAUGACAAUAUUAUCAACCAUGAGUUCAAAGUUCUUUAUAAUUCUUUUGAUUAUACAAUAUAAAAGAUCACAGAAUAAACCAUUUUG